CAGGUGACGCAUUUAUCAAUUUCGUUUUAUGUCAAGAGUACAGACAAAGAGUGUGAUUAUUUUGUAUUUUUACCACAUUUAUAAAUUUUAGUCGAAAAUGUCGUCACGAAAAAAGGUUCUUUUGAAGGUAAUCAUCCUUGGAGAUAGUGGCGUGGGUAAAACUUCGCUGAUGAAUCAGUUUGUCAACAAGAAAUUUUCCAACCAGUACAAGGCAACAAUAGGCGCAGAUUUUCUCACGAAAGAGGUAAUCGUCGAUGAUAGGAUCGUCACCAUGCAAAUAUGGGAUACUGCAGGUCAGGAACGUUUUCAAUCCUUGGGAGUCGCUUUCUACCGUGGGGCGGAUUGUUGCGUCUUAGUGUUUGACGUAACUGCCCCCAACACGUUCAAGUCCUUGGAGAGUUGGAGAGACGAGUUCCUGAUCCAGGCUUCGCCUCGUGACCCUGAGAACUUCCCUUUCGUGAUAUUAGGCAAUAAGGUAGAUCUGGAAAACCGUGCUGUUUCUGCCAAACGUGCACAACAAUGGUGUCAAAGCAAAAAUGAUAUUCCGUACUAUGAAACGAGUGCCAAAGAAGCUGUGAAUGUGGAGCUAGCAUUCCAGACUAUAGCUCGCAAUGCUCUCGCCCAGGAGACAGAAGCAGAGUUGUACAACGACUUCCCAGACCACAUCAAGCUUAAUGCCAAUGACAAUGGUCGCAAUAAGGAUGGAGACAACUGUGCCUGCUAGGCCUAGGUACACCCUCUAGUGCUGGCAUCAUACUAGUUUCUCAUUUUUUAUAAAGUUAAUACAAUGAAGUAUAAUGUUAUUCUGUAAGUAAAUUUCUUUGAUAUCCUUAUCAUGUAAAAAUGUAUAGAGAAAAUAAAUACUAUAAAGAUUGGACAAGUUUCUUGUAGCACAUGUGAGAUGUUUGAAAUUUAAUUGCACGUCUAUAUUAAAGACUAAAAAAUGUAAUCAAAAUUAUCAUGCCAUAGGAAGUUACGUCAUCCAGCAAUGACUUCUUUUAAGUACAAUGUGGAAGAGUAGUGUUUUGUAAUACACUAAGAUACAUAAGUUUGGCUAUUGCUUGUUAUAAUGUCCAUUAUUGUGUUGUUUUUAAUUCUGGUAAAAUUCAUGUGAUGUCUAGUUAAAUUUUGGUAUAAUGGGUAUCUAGGUAUCUAUUGUUUGUUACAGCUACAUGAAACCGAUAUAGCUAAUUAGAGAUUAGAAUAAUUAUUUUAUUAUAAUACUGAAAUUUUGGAGAUUUCAGCAUCUGAUUAAGUCUUGUUCAUUGUUUCACUAAUAGGUGGCAGCACAAUAGUCAAGGCCUUGAAUGUUGUUUUGUGCAGUAUCAGCAGGCCUCUUGCCCUACAUAAUUUAGGUUACUAAUCUCUGUUUAUUUUAGAUUGAAAAUAAAACUUGAUUGAUUCUAUUUUAAAAUAAACUUGCUAUAUCACACUACACACUAUUAUCACUGUUUGCCAGCUAUUGUGUUGUUACCUUUUCCUUGCAUUGAGUUAAACACAGCAGUUAAUUAACAGUAUAAUAUUCCAUUUUAAUAGAUUGUUAUUUUAUUACUUAAAAGAUAUGAGUUUUUAUAAUUUUAAACCAAAAAUAUUCUAGAUUAGUCUAUAAAAUUUUGUGUUAAAGGCUUUAAUGCAAUUAAUUAUCUGACAAUGUUAUUAAGAAAAGCAAAGUGCAAGCUUAAGCAACAAAAGGAUAUAAUAUAAAGAUUCUGUUUAUUAUAUUGAUUUACAUAUAGUCUUAAAAAUUAUGUAUUACUAAAUUUUGACUGCUGUGUAUAUGUUAUUAUUCUGGAACCUCCUUAAACAUAACUUGUGAUAAGUUUAUGGAGUGGAUUAUGUAUUUGCCCAAAAAUUAUAUUUACCAUAAAUGUUUCUGUAUAUAUUUGGAUUUUAAAGCAUUAGAUAUAAGUAGUUAAUGAUAAAAAUUACCAAUAACAUCAUAAUUACUCAGCAUGUCACAAUAUUAAUGAGUGUUAUUGAACAAACUUAUGACACAUAACUCUGAUUACAAAUUGUUCAUUUGUUUUUUUGUUAUGAAUAAGUCAUGACACUUAAAUCAGGCAGCUUUUAGAUGCCAUAAUAACAGCUUUAUAGGUGCAAAGCUGUUUGGAGAGUUUGAUACAGAUUCCACAUACUAGUAUACUAUGUAUCUUGUAUCACAUUUUGCUUUUCUUCAUUAAAUUAAAAUGUAAUAAUAAAAAAGUAUUGGCCCCUGCAAAAAGCAUGGCCAUACUAUUUAUUGUUAGUUCUAUUUCACCAGAGUGUAUUUUGAUUGAAUCCUCAUAUUUUAAAAAGCAUUGCAUGCCUUUAUAUAUUGGUAUAACUAUUAUCUAUAAAUUAUAAGUAAUAAGAGCUAGAUGUAAU
Molecule: messenger RNA, 2364 nt
Organism: Ostrinia furnacalis (Asian corn borer)
Lineage: Eukaryota; Metazoa; Arthropoda; Insecta; Lepidoptera; Crambidae
Gene: Rab7
Product: RAS oncogene family member Rab7
Exons: 1
Coding region: 98-724 (208 amino acids)
Biological process (GO): endosome to lysosome transport; phagosome-lysosome fusion
Cellular component (GO): late endosome; phagocytic vesicle; lysosome
Molecular function (GO): GTPase activity; GTP binding
Source: RefSeq, a predicted model, not a curated record